Nematostella vectensis (starlet sea anemone) is the source of this 4209-nucleotide messenger RNA. RefSeq names its product cytosolic carboxypeptidase 1. Bases 289 to 3765 code for a protein of 1158 amino acids. Gene Ontology annotation, molecular function: metallocarboxypeptidase activity; zinc ion binding. The transcript has 26 exons. Gene Ontology annotation, biological process: proteolysis; protein side chain deglutamylation; C-terminal protein deglutamylation. NCBI's taxonomy places the organism in Eukaryota, Metazoa, Cnidaria, Anthozoa, Actiniaria, Edwardsiidae. The record is from RefSeq and is a predicted model, not a curated record.
AUGACGAGCCAAUCAGAGCACGCCUUACAGUUGGUGUCAAAAUCAAAAUGGCGGAGCUUUGAUAUCCAACGAUUACCGUUUACUUAGUGAUGCAGAAAUAAUGCCUUGAAUCAAGCUCUGAGCACCGCGCAUGUUUACAUAUGUAUUUAAGCAUCUAGCAUGGCUGCAGAAGAGAGUUAUUAAUCCAGAUGAAGCCGAGUUUAAGCGCCUAAACCUCUAACACCUGCAAAUACAGCUGUCUGUAACGGAAGGUCUACACUUUUUUCAUUCAAAGGAAAAUAGAAAAAGAUGAGCAAAUCCAGUUCGAAGAGCCAAAGUGCCAGGAUGGGAACGCUGCUUGAGCAGCUCCAAAAACUAUGCAUUGGUGUUACAGAAGCCAAAAAUGAGCAAGAGAAAGAUGUUGACCAACUGCGCUAUGUCACUAAUAAGAUUCAGCAGCUUCUGUGUUCACAAGAGAAAUGCAGAAAAGAUAUGAUGACAAAGUAUACUGAUGGGUUGUCCACAUUCCUUAUUAUUCUAGAGGUAUCAACAGAUUAUCAGCUCACCUUAAAUAUUCUAGGGGGAAUUUCAGAGCUUUUAACAUCAGGAAAGCGAGCCUCUGCCCUGGCCUCAAAAGGUGCUGUUGACAUUCUGCUCAAAGUGAUUAUCAGUGCCAGCAAGGAGACGCCCAUAUGUGAGGAGGUUAUACUCCUCUGCCAUACUAUCCUCACCAAGAUAGGAGCCAAAGAUCGUAAAUUCUGUGUCAAGGCAAGAAUAUCAGGGGCUCUACAAGUCACCAUGAACAUGAUCCGCAACAACACCACAAACUUCCGUAUUCUGCAGACGACACUUCCUGUGUUGAAGCAAUACUCUGCCAAUGCCGUGAACUGCACUAUUCUCGGCAAAGCAGGAGCUGUCGGUGUUCUUUUUAAAAUCGUCUCUGCUUGUGGCCACAAACGCGUCACUUGUCUCAAGUUGGUACUCGAUGUUACAUCCGCUUUGGUAAAAUCUAAGACUAGCGCAAGCAAGGCAGUCAACUAUGGCGCAGUGCCUGUGCUUCUACAGAUGUUCUCUGAUUGGCAGAGGACAGACCAUCAUAAUCGUCAGACAGGCGUGCGAAAGGCCAUCUUAGGAGUACUUAAGAGCAUCACCAUGACCAAAUCCGGCAAGAAGUCGUUUAUCCAGGCUGACGGAAUCAAGGUUCUCUACUCAUUGUCGCUCGAGUGUCUGGAAUCUCGUGAACUCGAUAGCAUUAACAACAUCAGCAGCCAGAUCCUACGCCGCUGCUUCCCCAAGAACAAACUCCCCAUCACCACCCUCUCCUCGCCUCUAGCCUUCCCCCUCCUAAAUCUCGAUAGCGCAACCUUGUCAUCCAAGGGGGAGCAGGAGCAGGUUGGCGAGGAAAGUGGGGAAGGUGAGUCCUCAGACGUGGAGUCAGAGGAGGAUGUGAGCGGCUCUAACAGUCAGGAGGAUCAAGAGGCUGAAUCUGACUCUGCCGCUAGGUGCGGAGAGGGUGUGGCUGAGGAGAAGGCGGAGGAGAGGCGACCGAGGCCCAGAAACGACUUGCAGAUGUACGAGCAGUUUUUUCCUGAGCAGCUGGAGUUCCAGGUUGAGUCUGACGAUUCUCUCGAGGAGGACGUACCAUUACUACCAAUCGUGAUCCCUACCGCGACAGAGGAUCCGCUUAGCCCUAUGUCCAGCUUCUGCGGCCUGCACACCGCCAACGCCGACACUAACAAGACCUCGGUCACAAAACUUCCUGAUGUGCAUAGUCCUCACUUCAAUUCGGUGGCCAGUCCGCCAAAUCCAGCCUCCCUCAACCCCAGUCCAACGCAGACCACAGGCUCGCCGACCUCUCAGGAGUCGACGAGGCUUGAGAGGAGAACAAGCGAGGAUGGCGCGGGAUCUGGGACUGAGUUCCGCGUGUACAGCGUGCUCCCGAUCGUCAAGAGACCGGCGCCAGAUUUGUACGGUCACUACCCCCCUGGGGAGGCAGAACCCCUUGGUCAAAGGAAGGCUGGGUUACAAAGGACAAUGGUAUUUCGCGACAUUGACCGGCUGAUCCAAGCCCAUAAGGUUGUUGACAGGGUUGUGUUUGACCUCGAUGCGCUCAUACGCCAAGAGAGCACCGCAAACAGCACAGGCAACCAAAUGAAUGCGGACAAACCUGCGACAGAACUUCGCAAAGGAAGUAACUCAAGCUCAUCAAGUGCGUCUGAUUCUGAUAGAAUGUCGAGUAGCGAUGACGGCAGCAAGGCCUUGCGAUUCGAAUCCAGAUUUGAGUCGGGUAACUUGCGUAAAGCCAUUCAGGUUCGCGAAUACGAGUAUGAUCUUAUCUUGAAUCCGGAUAUCAACUGCCGCCACCAUCACCAAUGGUUCUACUUCGAGGUGAGUAACAUGGAGGCGGAUGUACCGUACAGGUUCAACAUCAUCAAUUGUGAAAAGAUUAACAGUCAGUUCAACUUCGGUAUGCAGCCCGUCCUAUACAGCAUGCAAGAGGCGGUCGUAGAGGGGCGUCCCUGCUGGGCCCGCACGGGCGCUAACGUCUGUUACUAUCGCAACUACUUCUCACGCAGCCAGGACUUGGGUGGAGGCCAGAAGAGUAAAACUUACUUCACGGCAACCUUCACCGUUACUUUCCCACAUGCCGAUGAUGUCUGUUAUUUAGCCUACCACUACCCCUACACUUAUUCUAUGCUACAGGAACAUCUAGCGAAUAUUGAGUCGUCCAUCGAUUCUGAUGUAUAUUAUCGCCGAUCCACAUUAUGCCACUCGUUGGCUGGCAACGCAUGUGACGUCAUAACCAUCACGUCCAAUCCGCGACACCGAGAUGCUUACACAUUAGAUUCAUUCAGGAGCAGACCGUAUGUAUUCCUGUCUGCCCGAGUGCACCCUGGAGAGAGUAACGCCAGCUGGGUAAUGAAAGGCGUUUUGGAAUUCCUGCUGAGUGCCUUCUACACGGCCAAGCACCUCCGUGAUAGGUUUAUCUUUAAAAUCGUCCCAAUGCUGAAUCCGGAUGGAGUCAUUAACGGAAAUCACCGCUGCUCGUUAUCAGGGGAUGAUUUAAACAGAAAGUGGAUCAACCCAAGUAUAUUGCUCCACCCCACCAUCUACCACACCAAGGGACUACUGCAAUACAUGCAGGCUACCGAUAGAACGCCACUGGUUUACUGUGAUUUCCAUGGUCACUCCCGCAAGAAGAACGUCUUUAUGUACGGUUGUAGUACCCUUGCCACAAUAGCUGCCGCUUCUCCUAGCUCCUCCGCGGACCUUGAAGUGGCCGCGCCCACGCCUGCCACCCCGGCACCGAACAUUCCUGCUUCCGCCGAUCCCAACGAAACAGUGGAAGAUGUGGGAUACAGGACAUUGCCGCGAGUUCUUCACAAUAUUGCGCCUGCAUUCUCUUUGGGCAGCUGCAGCUUUGUUGUGGAGCCGUCUAAAGAGUCGACCGCGCGAGUAGUGGUCUGGCGCGAGUUAGGUGUCGUGCGCAGCUACACCAUGGAAAGCACUUACAGCGGUUGUGACCAGGGGCCUUAUAAGGGUUACCAUCUCGGUACGAGGGAGCUGGAAGAGAUGGGCCGGUUCUUCUGCGCGGGAUUGCUGCGUAUUGGAAGACCGUAUGUCCGGCGUGACGCCCCCAGUCGCGCGCCCUCCAGCGAGAGCAACAAUGAGUACGGCGACUCCUCAGAGGGAUGGAUCCGGACGAGCGAAUUGUUCGUGCCAAUCGCCUUACAACCGAACGAUUAUGGGGACGACGUUACUGAAGAAAGUAACGCAAGAGAGUAACAGCGCAAUCAACUGUUAUAUACCAGAGCAGAAUAAUUCCUAAGGCGUGACCAAUAAUGACACGCAAGAGACUCUAAACUUCGAGAUGGCAACUCUCAGUGACAGGGAAAUGGGGCGUGACAACGAAAUCCACAGGACAUUAGAUUGUUAGAAAUACUCUUUGGAAAUUUAUCAACGUUUUAACAAUUUGGUGGAGGGCAAGCCGAGUCAAUUCUUAGCUAAAUGACUAAAUAUAGCAAUCGUUGAAAAUGCAUUUUUAAUUUUUUUAUUUUACAUACUUCCAUAGAAACUGUAGACAAUUUUUAGACAAAUAUAUCAUGGAGAUAACUGUAAAACAUGAUCCAAAUAUAGUUAAUGGGAUUUAAUGGGAUGAUUCCAGAUAUGCAUAUGUAUUUGAAAUUCUAUAAAAUGUCAUAUUUCUAAAUUAAAUUCUGUCCGAAUAAA